GCGCUCCUUCAAAGAGGAGCUGCUGUGCGCGGUCUGCUACGACCCGUUCCACGACGCGGUGACGCUCCGCUGCGGCCACAACUUCUGCCGCCGGUGUGUGACCAGCUGUUGGGAGGUGCAGACGACGCCCUCGUGCCCGGUGUGCAAGGAACGAGCGGUUCCCGGGGAGCUGCGCACCAACCACACGCUCAACAACCUGGUGGAGACCCUGCUGCGGGAGGAGGCCGAGGGCGCGCGCUGGACCGGUCGCCGGUCCCCGCGCCCCUGUCGCGCUCACCGCGCCCCGCUUACACUCUUCUGCUUAGAGGACAAGGAGCUGCUGUGCUGCGCCUGCCAGGCCGACGCCCGGCACCAGGAGCACCGCGUGCAGCCCAUCAAGGACACUGCUCAGGACUUCCGGGCCAAGUGUAAGAACAUGGAGCACGUGCUUCGAGAGAAAGCCAAGGCUUUUUGGGCCCUGCGGCGUACCUAUGAGGCCAUUGCCAAGCACAAUGAGGUGCAGACGACUUGGCUGGAAGGCCGCAUCCGGUAUGAGUUUGACAAGCUCCGCGAUUUCCUGAGGGUGGAGGAACAAGCCACCUUGGGUGCCAUGAAGGAAGAGAGCAGAAAGAAGCACCUGCUGGUUGAGGAGAAGAUGAAACAGCUGGCAGAACAGACUGAGGCACUGGCUCGAGAGAUUGAGCGUCUACAGAUGGAAAUAAAGGAAGAUGACAUGACCUUCCUCAUGAAACACAAGAGCCGAAAACGCCGGCUCUUUUGCACAGUGGAGCCAGCUCCUCUCCAGCCUGGCUUGCUGAUGGAUGCGUGCAAGUAUCUGGAUUCCCUGCAGUACCGUGUCUGGAAGAAGAUGCUUGGAUCUGUUGAAUCAGUGCCCUUCAGCUUGGAUCCCAAUACAGCUGCUGGCUGGCUCAAAGUGGCUGAUGACCUCACGAGUGUCAUCAACCAUGGCUACCGUGUGCAGGUGGAGAAUCCAGAGCGCUUCUCCUCAGCACCCUGCCUGCUGGGCUCUCAGGUUUUCUCGAAGGGCUCCCACUCUUGGGAGGUGGAUGUGGGUGGCCUGCCAAGCUGGCGAGUGGGUGUGGUGAGGGUGCAGGCACAUGCACAGGCACAGGCUCAGGCUGAUGUAGGUGGUGAAGGCCACUCACAUAGCUGCUACCACGAUACUCGUUCGGGCUUCUGGUACCUAUGCCGCACACAGGGUGUGGACGGAGACCACUGCAUGACUUCAGACACAGCCACAGCCCCUCUGGUCCAGGCUAUGCCCCGCCGCCUGCGUGUGGAGCUGGAGUGUGAGGAGGGUGAGCUGUCCUUCUAUGACUCUGAGCGUCACUGCCACCUGUAUACCUUCCAUGCCCACUUUGGGGAAGUGAGGCCCUACUUCUAUCUGGGGUCUUCUAGGGGUGACGGUCCCCCAGAGCCUCUGCGUAUCUGCCAUCUGCGUGUCUCCAUCAAGGAAGAGCUGGACAUCUGAGCUGUCAGAGUCUACUGGACACUGGGCUGGGGACCUGUUUUGUUUCAACAUCUUGUGGUAGCUCACUAUUGACACUCACACAGCAUCCUGUAUCUUGUCUUGUCUUUUCUCUAACUCCACGGCCUCUUAUGCCUUUAUUUUUGGUCCCUUUUCUGCCCACCCAAAGUUGAGAGCCAUCCAGGAGAUGCUUGGUGAGCCUGGACACUAUUUAGAGUCACAGCACCUUCGGGAUGUGGGUUUUCUGAUUUCCUUUGUCCUUCUAGAAUUGCUGGUGAAGAUGUUUUUUUGUAGAAUGGGCAUUUUAAAAAUGUAGGUGUGACUAUUUUUAGAGAUGAUCAGGUCAGUCUAUCAGAGAUGCUUCUUGUUGACUCAGUUUGUCAUUUAUAUUUCCCAGACAGAGAGCCUUGUCAGGCCACACAGGAAGUCCCAGGAUUAAUUAUGUGGGUAAAGCCUUCACCCAGGCUUUCCUCCCCACUGUUGGAUAAGCAAGGCAGUGGCCAGCCUAACUGGACCAUGUGGCUAUUGGCAGUUGGUCUGAGGCCCAGGAGUUCCCCUGUUUGUCCAACCCUGACUGAGAUGGUUAGGACAGGAAAGCCCUGGCCUGCUCUGUGGGAACUUUGUAGGGUGUGGGGCUCUCUGGAGUACAACUCAGAGUUAGUGGAUGUCACAGGAAAGGCAGCAUUUGGCAGUGGCUAAGGAUUGACCAGUUACAAGUCAGUGGCAUAGAGGCUGAAGCAACAGAAUGCAGUAAGAAGACAGCUGAUGCUGGCUGGGCAGGAACCUGAGCUCUGUUUCUCAUUCUGAGUGGCAUAGAAUUGACCCUGAUUGGGCAAUUCGUACUUUGAAAGUUUCCUUUGAAAACGUCCAAGUUUCUAGAACACUUUAAAAAAAAAAAAUGACCUGUUUUUGUGCUCUCUCUCUCUGUCUGUUCUCUCUCUCUCUCUCUCUCUCUCUCUCUCUCUCUGCCUCAAUUUCUGUGUCUGUGAAUUAAUAGUGGUCUUGGAAAUCAUGGGAGAAGUUCUGAGAAGGGGCCUCUGUUUCAUUUAGGAACUGAGAAGUCCCAGAUUACAGCCUGCCACCUAUGGGGAUGGGAGAGUCCUGGCCCUCUGCCCUUGUCUUCAUUGGCUUCAGUCCACUUGUUCUUGCUCUGCUCUCUGUGAGGUUUCACUCCAACUUCUCCUUUGUGUAUACCUGCACAUUUUCUUUCUCAGUCAUGCCUAUAGAUGGAGUCUAAUUGCUGGCCACCAAGUCCCCAGUGGUAUUAUAAGGAGAAAUAUCUUCCCAGUUUAUGCACUGUCAUAAUCAGGGACACAUUACUGACCUAGGACCUGGCAUCCCAGUUUUAGCCUGCACCCCUCAUUACAUAAGCCUGAAGUUUUAAACCAUGCCACUCACCCACUAAUUGGCUAUAAAUGGGUCAUAUGCAUUGCUUAUCUGACAAGUGGGGCCUCAAAGAAACACUAUAGUGCAGGCCAGGGUGGGAUUAGGGACAGCAUUGGCAGAUGCUUGGGCACUUUGGGAUCCAAGUAGGUGUGAAAGGAAAUGCCCUUGGUGUGGUGCGUUCAGUUUCUAUGUAAGAAACUUUCUCUGAAAUUAACUGUUACAAUGAGCUUUUUAUUUUCAUUUUUUUUUAAGUAGGGUAAUUUCAGUGAUGUAGACUCUUUUAGAAAAAUUUUAUUUGACUCACAACUGACAAUGUUUUCUUUCAGUGCUUUUGUAAACACAAAUUCCUAUUGUAACUUGUACCUGACCUGAUGCUUUCCAUUGUAAGAUUUCAUAGUGUGCAGUGAAUGUACUGUUUAGUUUGUUAGUUGGUGGACAUUUGGCUUGUUGCAGCUUUUUUAGCUAUUAUGAGUACAGCUGCUAUAAAAUUUGUGUGCAAGUUUUGUGUGGACAUGUCUUUUUUUUUUGUAUUCUCUGUCAUAUACCUUGGAGUCUGUUUUCCAGGUCAGGUGGUAAUUAUAUUAAACCCUUUGAGGACUUGCCAAACUGUUUCUGAUAGAGCUGUACCAUUUUCUACUCCCACCGGCAGCAGGUGAGGGCUAGUUUGUAACACGCUCUUGCCAACACUGCUGCCCUCUACCUUAGCUGUCCUGGUGAGGAUGCAGUUUGUCUCGUUUGCCAUCCCUGACGGCUGAGAGUGGAACAUCUUUUCUCAUGUUUGCUGUGUAUCUACUUAAGAGACUUCAAAGCCUUUACCCAUUGGGUUGUCUAUCCUUUUAUUAUGAAAUUUUAUGAGUUUGUUAUGCAUUCUAGAUAAAAAUUAAUCUGUCAGAUACAUUACUUAUAAAAACUUUCCUCCUAUUCA
Cricetulus griseus (Chinese hamster) is the source of this 3779-nucleotide messenger RNA. The record is from RefSeq and is a predicted model, not a curated record. NCBI's taxonomy places the organism in Eukaryota, Metazoa, Chordata, Mammalia, Rodentia, Cricetidae.